Messenger RNA from Chrysoperla carnea, 1934 nucleotides. Its product is annotated as zinc finger protein 287-like. Gene Ontology annotation, biological process: regulation of transcription by RNA polymerase II. The record is from RefSeq and is a predicted model, not a curated record. The coding region runs from base 140 to 1660 and encodes 506 amino acids. Gene Ontology annotation, molecular function: RNA polymerase II transcription regulatory region sequence-specific DNA binding; DNA-binding transcription factor activity, RNA polymerase II-specific; zinc ion binding. Lineage: Eukaryota; Metazoa; Arthropoda; Insecta; Neuroptera; Chrysopidae. The transcript is spliced from 4 exons. Gene Ontology annotation, cellular component: nucleus.
UAAAAUUUAUACAGUUCUUUUUUCGAAUUAUCAAUUUUUUAAUAGAAUCUUAAGUUUUUUUGAUUUUAAUUCGAUAGAAAUGAUGGUCUGCAAUCAAUAAUUUGUUACAAACUAAACUUCUGCAACAUCCUUAAUAACAAUGGAUUUAUCAAACAACGAUAUUGAUUUGUUCGAAGAAAAGACCAAUAUAACUUCUCAAACAAAAUCUGUAUUAAAAGAAAAAACUGGGAUACAAACUUCUGCUCCUGUUCUUAAUAAAAAAUUACUUAAUCAAAUUCAAAGUUUAGAAAAUGAAAUGGGAAAAGAUAAUGUAAACUAUAAUGAUUUAGAAAGAAGAUUACUUGAAGUAUGUGAAGAAAUUCUGCCUUUAAGUUUAAUAAAGUAUAUUCGAUUACUAUUAAAUUUAAAGAAGAAAUCGGAAAGUUCUAGUGAAUAUCCUACUACACGUAAAUGUCGCAGUUGUUUAGGAGGGCUUGGAAAUCGAAUGACUUCAAUUCGAACAUUAAAUUUUUCUUCAGAAAUGUAUUCUGUAUUAACAUUUCUUGGAUUUAAUGAUUUUGAUAUCAACAAUAGUGUAAUAUGCGAUACUUGUAUGCAACAAUUACAGAAUGUUUUAAUAUUUAAAAAUCAAUGCGAAACUUCUCAAAUUUCUUUACAAAAUCAAGUUAAAACAUUAGAGACUGAUCAGCAAGACUAUACUGAAACACAUGAUGACGAUUCUAUAUCACAUUCAAACUUCGAUGAUUUUGAGUAUCCUCUAGGGUUAGCUUCUUGUGAAAUAAAAAAUGAACCUGUGGAGACCAACGAAACAAAAGAUGAAUUGGCUUCGAAGAUUGGAAAAGAUGAAUCGAUUGAAACAAAAAAUUUUGAUGAAUUGAAAAGUGAUAAACCAGAAAAGAAAACUUCACAAAAAUCAAACUCAAAUUAUUAUGCUUGUUCAUUAUGUGAUAACUCUUAUCAAUUAGAAAAUUAUUUAAUUAGACAUAAAUAUUUCGCUCAUUUCGAAACAGAAAAUAUUUUCCCUUGUACAAUUGGGCAAUGCGGUCAAGUUUACAACUCACCAGAGGACUUAGAAAAUCAUAAAGAAGAUAGACAUACAACAACUUGUACUAUUUGUAAUAAAGAAUAUAAAACAAAUUUAAACUUACGUAUACAUAGGAAGCGACGACAUUUAAAUCCACAUUUUCCAUGUAGUCAAUGUACACGAGUUUUCAUAAAUAAAGACUCUUAUGAAAGACAUGUUAAACAAAAGCAUGAGACAGAUCCAAAAGAAAUUCGAGGGAAAAUCUGUGAUACUUGUGGUAAAGUUUUUACAACAUGUUCAAACUUUAAAAAACAUUUCAAUGAGGUUCACGUAGGAAUUAAGAAUGUUAAAUGUGAUUUUUGUGAUAAAAAAUUUGUCGAUAAACAUCGAAAAAAACAGCAUAUAAAAUUUACUCACAUGAAGUAUAGACCUUAUAAAUGUGAAUAUUGUCCAAAAGCAUUUUCAGGUAAAGAAAAACUUGAAGAUCAUAUACGAGUUCAUACUGGUGAAAAACCAUUUAUUUGUUCGAUAUGUUCACGUGCGUACCAUCAAGCUAGAAGUUUACAAUUACAUCAACAAACAACACAUAAUAUAGUUCCUGAAAAGAAGAAGUUGGCAAAUUUGGCAGACUCUUAAACAAAUAAACUUUAAUAUACAUAACUAAAUCAAGAGAAAAAUUUAAUAUGUUCUACAAGUGCCAACGAUUUUUUGAGAAAUUAUUAUUGACCAUAAUAAAAAUAUCAUUUAUUUCGAUUUAUCUUGUAGCUUGAGUAAGUUCGUAGUGGUCAAUAGAUGGAAAACGAAGCCAAUUGUUUAAUAUUUUGAAAAUAAUCAUAUACAGGGGGAGAAGCAACCUUAAAAACUUCCGAAAACUAGAUAUGUCAGAUAAUGUAACAUUCUGGAAACGCCA